AUGUCGACCCCCAAUCUCACACAAGAACAAAUCCAAAAGAUCAGAGUAUCUUUUACUAAAUUUGACUCUGAUGGAAACGGAACUUUGGACAAGAAAGAGUUACGUUUGGUAUUGGAAGAUACUUUGAAUAGAAAGCUCACUGAUAACCUCUUUUCAAUGUACCUUGAAUUACAAUUCAAUGCAUCUGAUAAGGAUUUCAAUGGAGUAAUUGAUUUCAAUGAAUUUUGUUCAUUGUAUAGCAAGAUUUAUCUUAACCCAGAGUUACCCAUUUCAAUGCGUGCCAAGCCAGGAGCUGCACCAUACAAGCAUUUGGAAACUGGAGACAAUGCACCAAAAGUAAAGCAUGUCACUGUUGAACUCACUGAAGCCGAGAUUGAAGAGGCUCGUGUUGUAUUCCAAAAGUAUGACAAGGAUAACUCGGGAACUAUCGAUAGAUCCGAAUUAAAGGAAUUGGUCAAGGAAUCACUCACCAGAAAGAUGGGUGAUAUUUUAGUCAACCGUCUCGUCGAUUCAAACAUGCAACUUGCCGACAAGGAUGGUUCAGGUGCCAUCGAUUUCAAUGAAUUCAUUGCUAUCUAUGGUAAAUUGGUUAAUCCAGUUCAAUCUAGUCCAAUUCCAGGAGCUGUAGUUUUACCAGGUUUAGUACCACCAAAGAAAUAA
This is a messenger RNA of Cavenderia fasciculata, 660 nucleotides long. RefSeq lists its product as uncharacterized. Bases 1 to 660 code for a protein of 219 amino acids. NCBI's taxonomy places the organism in Eukaryota, Evosea, Eumycetozoa, Acytosteliales, Cavenderiaceae. Gene Ontology annotation, molecular function: calcium-dependent protein serine/threonine phosphatase regulator activity; calcium ion binding. The record is from RefSeq and is a predicted model, not a curated record. The transcript is spliced from 5 exons.